AUGGCCUGCUGUCACACCAGCUUCUGUGGGUUCCCCAGCUGCUCCACCGGCGGGACCUGUGGCUCCAGCUGCUGCCAGCCAAGCUGCUGUGAGACCAGCUGCUGCCAACCUACCUGCUGCCAGACCAGUUGUUGUGGCACUGGCAGUGGCAUCGGCUGUGGCCAAGAGGGUGGCUGUGGAGGCAUGACCUGCCGUGUCAGGUGGUGCCGCCCAGACUGCAGAGUGGAGGGCACCUGCCUGCCCCCCUGCUGUGUGGUGAGCUGCACCCCCCCAACAUGCUGCCAGCUGCACCAUGCCCAGGCCUCCUGCUGCCGUCCAUCCUACUGUGGACAGUCCUGCUGCCGCCCUGCCUGCUGCUGCUACUGCUGCUAA
Elephantulus edwardii (Cape elephant shrew) is the source of this 372-nucleotide messenger RNA. RefSeq names its product keratin-associated protein 9-3-like. Gene Ontology annotation, cellular component: keratin filament. Bases 1 to 372 code for a protein of 123 amino acids. NCBI's taxonomy places the organism in Eukaryota, Metazoa, Chordata, Mammalia, Macroscelidea, Macroscelididae. The record is from RefSeq and is a predicted model, not a curated record. The transcript has a single exon.